This is a messenger RNA of Trypanosoma conorhini, 459 nucleotides long. Its product is annotated as putative microsomal signal peptidase subunit. Bases 1 to 459 code for a protein of 152 amino acids. The transcript has a single exon. Gene Ontology annotation, cellular component: signal peptidase complex; membrane. Lineage: Eukaryota; Euglenozoa; Kinetoplastea; Trypanosomatida; Trypanosomatidae. The record is from RefSeq and is a predicted model, not a curated record.
AUGGAGCCGCAGAAGGAGGAGCAGGCGGUGCGGGCCCAUCCACUAGCCCGCUGGAUUGCGGGGCUUUUUGCUCCCAUGUCACUUCGGGACCAGAGAAUGGUGGCAAAACAGGUGACAAGAAUUUUUUCUGCCUGUUUCUUCCUCUUUCUGAUUGCCGGAUAUUUGCGGGGGCAAGUCGGCCUGCUUUUCUACGGCGUGGGCGUGGGGUGCGUCGCGUCGCUCGUUUUGUUUGUCCCCAACUGGUACCAGCACGAGGACGCGGACCAGCGGUGGUGCGAUGCGGCGGAGGUUAAAGAAUACUACAGAGCCCGUCAGCAGCUGCUGGACGAACUUGCGGAGGCUGAAGCGGAAGAGGAACUGCAGGCGCACACGGGGGAGGAGAAGAAGAAGGACGGCGACGACGCGGAAAUGAGGGGAGCUGAAAAGGGCGUUGCGGGGCAAGCUGGGCAACACAAGUAG